Messenger RNA from Belonocnema kinseyi, 460 nucleotides. RefSeq lists its product as uncharacterized. Bases 20 to 433 code for a protein of 137 amino acids. The transcript has 2 exons. The record is from RefSeq and is a predicted model, not a curated record. NCBI's taxonomy places the organism in Eukaryota, Metazoa, Arthropoda, Insecta, Hymenoptera, Cynipidae.
AAUCGUACUUACGUAGAUAAUGAAGAUAGGUAUUGGUUAUUAUCUCUUCUGCGCCUCAGCGAUCUUUUUUCAUUCAAUUGAACUAAGUUUGCAGAUGGGAGCACUCAGAGGGCGGAAAGGAUCUCAGCCUCGUCUUAAACCCGACCUUCGUCCUUUCAGGAUUCUUCCAUUUCGGCCUGAACCAUAUUAUAAUGCGUUACGAAUGUUCAAUAGCCAGCAGCACACUCGACUCGGUACAAAUACAGAUUUAGUAGCAAGGGGUAAUAUUAUCAUUGGAUGGGAUGAUCACGGUUUUGUUCGUCCAUUGUAUAAUAUAAAUUUACAUCCAGUUUUUCAUUACUUGAAGAACCAUGAUACAGUACCAAAGACGUAUGGCGAACUUAAGAAAAUGGGUGUGUUUCAUCGCAUUGCAGAUCAUGUACGAGGAUGCUAGAAUUAUGCAUGGUCUGAUGUACUCACA